Molecule: messenger RNA, 3194 nt
Organism: Petromyzon marinus (sea lamprey)
Lineage: Eukaryota; Metazoa; Chordata; Hyperoartia; Petromyzontiformes; Petromyzontidae
Product: AN1-type zinc finger protein 6-like
Molecular function (GO): zinc ion binding; DNA binding
Source: RefSeq, a predicted model, not a curated record
GCCGCCUGCCCUCAUUAAUUCUCGGCAUUAGCGCGAGAGAGGGGGGAGUGGUUUUGGGGGGGGGGGAUGAACCGCGCUCGGUAAUUUCCGUCAGCCAAUCGGGUCGCGUCAACCGCCGCUCGCGGUGACCUCGCCGCCCAGUCGAGGCCCGGUUUAAAAUCGUACAACGUAUGGGCGGGAGGAAGGGGGGGGGUGGGGCAGCCUCGGGCCGAAUCGCUCGGCCGCUCGGUUUAUCCGCUCUGGGAAAUCUACGCGGCAUUUCCGCCGCGUCGUCACGUUUUCCCUCCGCCGUGCUCCGCCCGCCCGUCCGCCCCCCCUCCCCGCCGCCAGUCGCGGCCGCAUCACCGCCGCGGCUCGCGGUGAUAAGGCGAGCGGGGAAAGUAGGGCCCUGAGGCCUGGGGCCCCCGCGCGCACGGGAAUCGCGAAUUUAAGGCGAAUUUAGUUGAAGCGUCGCCACCAAUGCCAUUCGCGCUCAAGUAGGGGGACGUAAGAAGACUCGGACACCGCCGGAGCGUCGCGUUUGAAGAUCCUUAGCGUCCACUGUGAAGUGGUAUGCUGCAUAUCUUUGGCAGCUCCAGUCUGUGCCUCUACAGUGAUCAGGGCGGGCGUGUCCACACGAAGCCGCCGAGACACAAAAGCGGCGGCAGCAGGGCGGCGAGGCGAGCGAUGGCGCAAGAAGCGAACCGCUCGCAGGGCCCCAUGCUGUGCACCAUGGGCUGCGGUUUCUACGGGAACCCACGCACCAACGGCAUGUGCUCCGUGUGCUACAAGGAGCACCUGCAGAGGCAGAACGCUGGCGGCAGACUCAGCCCCACAGCCACAAGUCCCGGGAACAGCGGUGCCGUCGCGGUCGCUCAAGCAGCGGCCGACAGCCUCGCGUCGUCGACGGCAACCGUUGCCGUGGCAGCUGCGGUGUCGUCACCUUCAUCGGUCGCUCCAGCGACGAGUGGCAGUGCCUCUCCGUUGCCAGCUCCAUCACCAUCGCCAUCUUCAACGUCAUUGUCAUCUGCUGCUGCUGCUGUUGCCGCCGCCGCCACUGCCGCCUCUUCCGCGGUGAUGACUGGCACCGCCAUGGCAACGGCAAACAUGAUGGCGACGGCGGCGCGGGGGGAAGGUAGCCCCGCGGUGAUGUCGACGCCACAACAGGAGCCCUCGCAGGCGGAGGCUCCCUCACCCGGGGUCUUUGGGUCUCCCAGCAGCCCCAUCACAAGCCAGCCCUCACCUGUCAGUUCCCGCAUGACGGCCAUGACCCUGGUGGCCGACGGCGAGGACGUGGUCACCACCGACCAACCUGUGGCCGCCGCCACCUCCGCCGACCUCAGCGCGUGCACCCUCGGGGAUCUGGACGGCGCCGAGGGUUCGCCAGACAGCGCCGACAAGCCCCGGCAGCAGAAGAAGAACCGCUGCCACACCUGCAGGAAGAAGGUCGGCCUCACCGCAGGAUUUGAGUGUCGCUGCGGAAACCUGUUCUGCGGCCUGCACCGCUACUCGGACAAACACGAGUGUUCGUACGACUACAAGUCGGAGGCGGCCGAGAAAAUCCGCAAGGAGAACCCCAUCGUAGUGAGCGAGAAGAUCCAGAAGAUUUGAAACGGUGGCGGCGAUGCCAUCGGGUUGGGGGGGGGUGGGACACACGCCAAGGGAACAAUCGCACGUGCACCCGGGGGCCAGGAGGACGAGUCGCGACCUCCUCCCUUCUGAGCCGCCUCCACCAAUCACUCGUUAUGGGGUGGUGGGAGGGAGUUGGUGUGUGUUGGGGGGGGGAGGGAGGAGGGGUGGUGGAAGAUGAGUGCCAUUUCAGCCAGUCUUCACCUCCUUGCGCUGGGGACACGUUUUGGUUUAUUUUAAUUUUUGUUUUUUUUGACCGGCAUGCAUUACAAGGUGCCCAGGCAUGCUCGCACUGGAAUCCGUUGAAGAUAAUAAAGCGUCGAGGAUGUUUGGCUUGUUCCCAACUAUUACUUUCUUCACCACCCCCCCCCCCUCAACUUUUAUUCUUUUUUUUUUCCUGUUGGUUUAUUUUGAAUCAAGUACCAUCAGUUUUAAACAAAUUUAAGUGAAAACGGUAGGUUUGUUUCUGUUUUACGUCGCCGGAACACGCUUGUGUACGCGCCCGGCCGCCCGCGCCGUGACGGGAAGGGCCCUGGAGAUUUUCCGACUGCGCGACUCCUUGCGGGGCCGUUUUCCCGUGCACAGCGACGACCGAAAACUUGACUAUUAAAAGGGGAAGAAGCGGGGGGGGGCCGCCUUGCGAACUGCAGGGUGGGGGGGGGGGGGGGGAGCCCAGGAACGGGGAGGCGCCAUCAUCACGUGGAGCACUAUCACCGGCCAGCUUUCACGCCAGCGUCCAUCGAUUUGUGCAACUCCCGCAGUUGGAAACAUCGCGUGGCUGGUGGCAAGGGAACGUUUUUAGCUCGGACGGCAAGCAGGGGCUUGUGGCGCGUGAGGUUUGUACGUCGGUUGCGGUGCUGUGAGAAAUAAAGGACUUGCUCGCACAUCUUAUUUAGCACGUUGCGCGGAAUAAUGCCCCGUUACAACAGACCCCCCCCCCCCCCCCCCCCCGCUGGAAGAUGGAACGGUGAUACAUUUGUCAGAGUUUUCCCUUGCGCUGGGUUGAGCGGAGGGCAAAGGGCUUGUGUUUGGCCAAGCAGCGGGGUUCUAGCAUUAGGCAGUUUCACCAGCAGCCGCGUCUCGUCGCGAUAAUGCAUUAGCUCGUUAAUACAAAAGUAACUAUGAUAAUCGAGUGAUGAGCAAGGUUGGGCUCCGUCCCAUGCCUAACUCUUCCAGUUGUUCCUGCAUGCGACAGACUUGUACAUUUUAGGCAGACGGCGGUAAUGAUAGCAGUGAAGAGUACAAGUUAAUUACAGCAAGUGACAAACAAAUAAGAUAAACUAUAUCAUGAAUAUUGGUUAUAAUGGCUUCAAGUUUAGCAAAUCUGCUGGACUCUGCUCCACGAGACGAUCCACGGUUGUGUGAGAGUCGACGGCGAUCCUCCAUAGGUUUGGACGUCGGCACAACGGCCUAAUGGUGUCUCCUUCCAACCGGAGCGAGGCUCGCAUGGAUUUUGUGUGUUUUUCCCCCCCACCCCCACCCCCAUUUCAUUGGUUGAGUGAUUUUCGUUUGUUUUAAAUUUGCUUGAGAAAUGGAAAUUCAGUGUACGUUAUAUAUGUUAAUAGUAUACCCGCUGUGCUCUCGUC